Messenger RNA from Diorhabda sublineata, 3612 nucleotides. RefSeq names its product gastrula zinc finger protein XlCGF57.1-like. The transcript is spliced from 2 exons. Gene Ontology annotation, biological process: regulation of transcription by RNA polymerase II. Gene Ontology annotation, molecular function: RNA polymerase II cis-regulatory region sequence-specific DNA binding; DNA-binding transcription factor activity. Lineage: Eukaryota; Metazoa; Arthropoda; Insecta; Coleoptera; Chrysomelidae. The record is from RefSeq and is a predicted model, not a curated record. Bases 315 to 2132 code for a protein of 605 amino acids.
AGUUAAAAUCACAGAUGUACAUAGCCGAACGCAGUUAAAGUAGGCUCUUUAUAGUUUCAUGUAGAAUAUGAAUAACUUAAAAAGCACGUUACAUAGGGUUAGUUAAAUGUUUAUUCUUAAUUUGGAGCUCUGGAUGCAUUUAUCCUUAUAAAAAACCUGGAUUAAAGAUUUCAUUACCAUGUAUUAACCCCAAAUUGGCUUGUUUACCCAGACAAUGUAGUCUAUGGUAAAGAAGAUGAAAGAAGUAUUUCAACUUUAUCAAUCAUCAGAACCUAACAUACCCCGUUAAUAAUUAUAAUUUUUGUAUAUUUAAUAUGGAAGAACAAAAAUUUAUUAAAGAAGAAAUAUAUACACACGAUGGUUUUGCGUGGGGUAUGAGUAUUAAACAAGAAAUGAAAGACGAGAUAUUUACAUCAACUUUUCAAAAUUUAAUUGAUGAAAGUAUGCAUCCUAUAAAACAAGAAAUUGAUGAUGAUCUAAAUACAAAUAAAGCGAUGGAAGAAUAUACGAUUAAAGUUAAAAAAGAGAAGAGUAGUCCCCGUAUCGUUAAUAUACAAAAUAUUGGAAACAAAUUUAAAUAUCUAAAAGUGAAAUAUGGAAUUCGACCUAAAUCAAAAGAACUAUUGGAAAUUAUUAAACACGUUAAUUCAAACACUAUUGCAGGGAUUGUUAUAUGUAAAUUUUGUGGAAAUUUAUACACGAAACAAAAAGAGUACCUUUGUCACUAUUCUACAAAUCAUUUUAUGAGAUUUAAGAAAUUAAUGUAUAAAACAAAAUUCUGCCCUAAAAACUCUUACACAAGAGGUGAAGUAACUGACUUCACUAUUAUCAGAAAUCAAAAUGUGAAAAAUGAAACGGAAAUAGUUGAACAUGAUUUGAAAAAAGAGAUGCAAGAUAACAGGUUCACUGAUAAUUUGCAUGCUGACAAAGAACAGAAGCCAUUCAAAUGUGACGUUUGUUUGAAAAAUUUUGCAAAUAAAAAAAGUUUGAAAACACAUAUACGUAGACAUAUUGAAGAUAAGCCAUUCAAAUGUGACAUUUGCAUGGAGUCAUUUAUACAUAAAUGUCAUUUGAACUCACAUUUGCGUAUUCACACAGGUGAAAAGCCAUUCAAAUGUGACAUUUGUAUGAAAUUUUUUUCAUGGAAAACGAGUUUGAAAAGACAUAGUCGUAUCCACACAGGAGAAAAGCCAUUCAAAUGUAAAAUUUGUCAAGAAACUUUUUCACGAAACGAUUACUUGAAUUCACAUAUUUAUAGUCACACAAGUGAAAAGCCAUUUAAAUGUAACAAUUGUUCAAAAACAUUUUUACAAAAAUAUGAAUUAAAUAGACAUUUGCUUAGUCACACAAGAGAAAGUCCAUUCAAAUGUGAUAAUUGUUCUAAAACUUUUCUGCAUAAAAAGAGUUUGAAAAAACAUUUGCAUAAACACACUGGAGAAAAGCCAUUCAAAUGUGAUAUUUGUUCAAAAUCUUUUUCAGAAAAAUAUCAAUUAAUUUCACAUUUGCAUUGUCACAGAGAUAAGAAGCCAUUCAAAUGUAUAAUUUGUUCAAAAGCUUUUUCAAAGAUGUGUAAUUUAAGUUUACAUUUUCAUGGACACACAGGUGAAAAGCCAUUCAAAUGUGAUAUUUGUUCUAAAACUUUCCUACGUAAAAAGAGUUUGAAACAACAUUUGCGUAAACACACUGGAGAAAAGCCAUUCAAUUGUGAUAUUUGUUCUAAAAGUUUUCUAUAUAAAAAGAGUUUAAAACAACAUUUGUGUAAACACACUGGAGAAAAACCAUUCAAAUGUGACAUUUGUUUGAAAAAGUUUUCAUGGAAAACAAGUUUAAACAGACAUCUAUGUAAUCGUACAAGUGAGAAGCCAUUCAAAUGUAACAUUUGUUCAAAAACCUUUUCACAGAAAUUUAAUUUGAAGUCACAUUUCUAUGUACAUACAGGUGGAAAGCCAUUCAAAUGUGAAAUUUGUUUGAAAACGUUUUCAUGGAAAACAAGUUUAGACAGACAUCUACGCAAUCAUACAAACGAGAGAUCAUUAAACUGUGAAAUUUGUGCUGAAAAUGCUUCACUGAAAGAUGAUUUAAAUUCACAUAUUUGUAAUGAUAGUAAAAAACUACUCGAGAGUUUUACAUAAAUAUGAAUUGAUUCCACGUUUUUUAAGUCACACAAAAGAGAGGCCAUCCAUAUGAGAAAUGUGACUGUCAGAGUUUGAAACAAGAUGCAUAGAUACACUGGAGAGAAGCCAUUCGAAUGUAAUAGUUGCUCAAAAACUUUUUACAGAAAUUUAAGUUAAAUACACAUUUCUAUGGGCAUGCAGGUAUAAGGUCAUUCAAAUUGGUCAGAAACUUUCAGUUCAAAGAGUUUGUCAUUGGGCUUCUAUAAUUAUUGGAAUUCAUAUAAAAUAAAUGGAAAAAUUAUGAAAAUUUCAAAAUAAUUACUGACUGUUAGUUAUCGAAACAAUGUGGAAUAAAUUGCAUUGAUUUGAGGUCUGUUUUCACUACAGAAGUUUGUGUUUUAUAAUAGUUUUUAAUGUGACAAGAUCAUUUAUUUAUUAACAACAAAUUAAUUGAAUCAAAACUCCCUAACCUAACUAAGUUGUUAAGCUUGACCUGAGUGAACAAUUUAGGCUCUACAUUUUCUGUAACACAUUGAACUUCUUCAUCGUGUUCGUUGAACUCCGACUAUACAUCAGAAAAUUUUUCUCUUACAAUAGAAUUUUGUCCUGUGGUGGUUUAGGGACCGGCAAAUCUACACCGUGCCCUACUGGUCGGAUAGCGGGCGGAAGGUUAGGGUAGCUUAUUACCUUCUUAUUUUUAGAGUUAUGACCAGUAAUAUCAACACUGCAAAAGUAACAGUCAUCGGAAUGAUUUCUUGGUUCCCUCCGUAUUAUAGGAACAUAUUUGACCAUUUUCUAAGGUCUUCAACACAUACAUAACAAAUCUUAUGCGACGCCCAAGAUUUAUCCCGAUCUCUUUUUUUCAAAGUCUGUAAUAUUUCUUUGGUCUUUUUUAAUAACAAAUUCAUCACAAAUACAGCAAAAACUGUCAGCUGAGUUUUUACAACCGCGAUUAGGCAUUGCACUGAGCGCAUGUACAUACAGGAAUCGGAAACGUGAAACUGAGGUUAGGUUGAAACUAAACUAAACAUCAGCUAUUUAGCAUGUGUUUCAGCAGUACUACCAACAUCAUCUUCGUUCAUUAAAUACUCCUAGAUAGGUAUGGAGUCGGUCUUGGUUCAUUAGACCUAUUUUUUCAAUUUUAUUUUAACUAUAAAAAAAGCUAUUAAAUCCUAAAAAUGUUGGUUGAUUUCAUAAAUGUAAUCAUAAAUGGUAGAUGAUACCUACAUCAUAUUUGGAUUCAGCAAAUUAAAAAACAUAAGAAUAAGGUAUUUUCAGUAAAAAAGUUUUGUCAUCGUUGGCCUGUGUUAUUUAUUUUCACUAUUUUCAGUAAACUUUCAACAACAGAAACUUCUUUUUAUUGAAGGAAACAGUCAGGAAACUAUGUUACAACUAACCUGAUAAUAUACUCGGCAGUGUAUAUAACAUUUUGAUUUUUUUAUUAUAAUUAAAUAUUGAUAAUUAAUAAGUACUUUUACAAUUAAAUGAAUAUCGCUUG